UUUGAGCUGGAAAAAGUAGAAUAUGUGGAACUCAAGGACACAAUACACAAAAAAGGCAAGGGAGAUUAUUUUUCCAUUCAGAAAAAGAGGAAAAUAUCUGGAAGUGAGUGGAGAGGAAAAGGUUAAUUGGAUGGGCACAUCGGGCAGAUAGUAAUACAGGUGUUGUCUGUGAGGACGAAAAGGGCUUAAAUCAAAGCACCACUAAACAAGGGAUCACAUAUAUUUUUGACCUUCUCAAGAAUAUCAGUGGCGAAAAAGUUCGAUAGUUCUGCCGAUUACGGAAAAAGCAGAUGUCAAAUUGCAAGUGAUUAAGCAGGGAAGAAUCCACUCUGGAGAAAAGCAUAUAUAAAUUAUCUGAAUGUGGCAAAAGCUUUUGUUAGAACAGAUCCUUUCAGUUCGCAUAAGAACCCACCCAGAAGAGAUGCCCUACAAGUGCUUCCAAUGUGGUAAAUCCUUUAAGAAAAAUGGCAACUUGGUGAUACAUCUGAGGACUCACAGCAGGAAGAAGCCAUAUGACUGUCCAAAUUGUGGGAAAUAUUUCAUUGGAUAUUCCCAUUUUGUGAGACACCUGAGGACUCAUGCAGGAGAGAAACCUUUUGAAUGUCAUGAUUGUGGGAAAAGUUUCAGUUAUAAUUCCGAACUGGUAAGACAUCAGAGAACUCACACAGGAGAGAAACCCUUUGAAUGUCCUCUUUGUGGGAAAAGUUUCAGGCAGAAUUCUCACCUGGCAAAACACCACAGGACUCACACAGGAGGGAAAACUUUUGAAUGUCCUCUUUGUGGGAAAAAUUUCAGGCAGAAUUCUCACCUAGUGAGCCAUCAGAGGACUCACACAAGAGAAAAACACUUUGAAUGUCCUCUUUGUGGGAAAAGUUUCAGCCAGAAUUCCAACCUGGUAACACAUCAGAGGAUUCACACAGGAGAAAAACCCUUUGAAUGUCCUCUUUGUGGGAAAAGUUUCAGACAGAAUUACGACUUGGUGAUACACCAGAGGACUCACACAGGAGAGAAACCCUUUGAAUGUCCUGUAUGUGGGAAAAGUUUCAGCCAGAAUUCCAACCUGGUAACACACCAGAGGACUCACCCAGGAAAAAAGCCCUAUGAAUGUCCUGACUGUGGGAAAGGUUUCAGGCAGAAUUCCAGUCUGCUGAAUCAUCAGAGGACUCACACAGGAGAGAAACCUUUUGAAUGUCCUCUUUGUGGGAAAAAUUUCAGGCAGAAUUCUCGCCUAGUGAGCCAUCAGAGGACUCACACAAGAGAAAAACCCUUUGAAUGUCCUCUUUGUGGGAAAAAUUUCAGUCAGAAUUCUUAUCUGGUGGAACACCAGAGGACUCACACAGGAGAGAAGCCGUUUGAAUGUUCUGUUUGCAGGAAACGUUUCAGUCAGAAUUCCAACCUUAUGAAACACCAGAGGACUCACACAGGAGAGAAACCCUUUGAAUGUCCUAUUUGUGGGAAAAGUUUCAGUCAGAAUUCCAGCCUGGUGAAACACCAGAGGACUCACACAGGAGAGAAACCCUUUGAGUGUCCUGUUUGUGGAAAAAAAUUCAGUCAGAAUUCCAACCUGAUGAAACACCAGAGGACUCACACAGGAGAGAAACCCUUUGAAUGUACUGUUUGCGGGAAAAAUUUCAGUCAGAAUUGCAGCUUGGUGAAACACCAGAGGACUCACACAGGAGAGAAACCAUUUGAAUGUCCUAUUUGCAGGAAAAGUUUCAGUCAGAAUUGCUGCCUGGUGAAACACCAGAGAACUCACAAAGGAGCGAAACCCUUUUAAUAUUCUGAUUAUGGGAACAGUUUCAGUCGGAAUUCCUGACUGCUGAAUCAUCAGAGGAUUGACCCAGGAGAGAAACUGUUUGCAUGUGUAGAAUAUGGGAGAGUUUCAAUGGGAAUUCUGACCCUGUGAAACACCAGAGGACUCACACAGG
Molecule: messenger RNA, 1928 nt
Organism: Notechis scutatus (mainland tiger snake)
Lineage: Eukaryota; Metazoa; Chordata; Lepidosauria; Squamata; Elapidae
Source: RefSeq, a predicted model, not a curated record